AUAAAAUUUCUAAUUUGGUUGCCCAAUAUGCAGCACAAAAAGAGGACCUUAAAAGAAAGAGCGAAGAAGGAGAAGACCCUUAGCAUCAAGGAGAGAUCCAAGAUUCAUCGAGAAAGAAAGAAGAGGUAUUAUCAGGAAUUGGAGAAGAAGGUGGCUGACCUUGAAGAAGAAAAUAGACAACUUAGGGCUAAGUUAGUACGGAGCUUAGGAGAGAAGGAUCUAGGUGCAGGAUUAGGAGCUGGAGAGAAAGGAUCGGCACAGGUUUUGCAAGAGGAGGAAAAGAAUGUGUAUGAGCUUUAUCCGAAGAUUAUUGAAAAUAAUCCGAGUCAGUUUAGAAUGUCGAUGUAUGAAACUUCUAGAGAUUUACAAGGAGCUUUUGGGACAGAGAGGGUUAAAGUUCUCAAGUCUGCAUUCAAUUCAAUUGUUGAGAACUGUAUACCGUCUUUCUUUAAAGUACUCCUGUGUGCUUUUAAUUACAUUCCUUGUGAUAGGUUCUUCCCUCUCCUUCGUGAUAGAUCAAAGAAACAUAGAUCUAUGUAUAAGUUUUAUCGAUCAGAAGUUCCGGAUAAAGUUUAUAAAAAUUCAACAGAUGCUUCUGCUGGAGAGAAUUCUCCUUCGACAGAGGAAAUUCCUGAUAAUACCAAAAUUCUAUCUCAAAGUUGAAAUGCUAAGGAGCUUCAUCAGAGACGUUUCCGAAUAGAGCAAGCCCUCUACUCUUACCCCUUUUCUGAAUCAGUCAUCGACUGUUGGACUAAAGUAGGGAAGAAGACUAGAGACUAUUUAAAAGAAGUGAAACAUACUAUUAAAGAUCUUGUCAGUGUACGCAACAAAUUAUUACGAAUUCUGAGCGGGCUCCACGAUGACUUCUUCGAAUCUAGCAUGUAUGAGUCUUUCACUGCCCAAGAUGUGUCUACCUUCGGAAAGCUCUGAUGAGACCUUAAAGGAUCUGACCUGUUAGACCCAUUCAUGCUGUAUGAGCUGAAGAAACCUCAUAGCGAAGAGAGGGAAGAAGAUGAAAUCUCGUGGAUAGGAGUUUAGUAAGAAUUUUCAAAUUAAGAC
Moneuplotes crassus is the source of this 1059-nucleotide messenger RNA. Lineage: Eukaryota; Ciliophora; Spirotrichea; Euplotida; Euplotidae. The record is from the annotation of a GenBank genome assembly.